CACAGAGAGGUGGUAAAAUUGUAAAUCAAACAAAUGAUAGAACACCUGCAUCUGCAGUAACAAGAAAUCUUACACAAACCAAACCAUUGGAUGAAGUCUUAAUAGAAAGUGAUGAUAAAUUCCCACUCACUGAUCAACAAAUUUUACCAGACGAUAUUCAAGAAUCAAAUGAAUUAAUUGAAUUCAUCAAAACUAUUUCACCGAAUUCAAGAUUAUGGAAGAAUAAAGCUUGUUCAAUUGUACAUGCAACACUGUCUCAACUUCUAGAUGAUUUAUUUAUUUGUUGGAAUGAGAUUUAAUUAGAAAAUGAAAUGAUAUUUACUUAAUUUCUCUGUGAACUUUAGUUUUAUUCAAGUACAAUUUGUAUUUUUAAAUAAGUCUCUAAUGUUCAAAAUGUCUUGAAAUAAUUUAACUUUAUCAGCUCACAGAUACAAACCUUAAAUUCCUUCAAAAGUCAAUAAUAAAACUUCUAUAUAAGUAUGAAUUGAAUAAGUUAACAAAGUGAAAUAUCACUCACACUCUUUGAUGUUACAAACUGAAUCAACAUUACCAAGGUAAACUUAAUAUAAGUACAUACUACUUCUGCUUAAACAAGGUAACUUGGAAUUUUCUUACGACUAACGAUUUUAAUAAAUCUAACUAUUCUUGCUAGACCAGUUCUACACAACACUACAAAGAUUUUUUUCGGAAUUGUUAUGUCUUUUUGCCUUGUCGAUUAUCACAUGACGAGAUCGUCAAUAAGAACACCGACCUAUACGACCUUGACACCGUGCCAAACCAAUGACACGUUAACCAACGCGAUCAACCUAGAGUCAACUCUGA
Molecule: messenger RNA, 822 nt
Organism: Schistosoma curassoni
Lineage: Eukaryota; Metazoa; Platyhelminthes; Trematoda; Strigeidida; Schistosomatidae
Source: the annotation of a GenBank genome assembly